AUGAAUUUUAGAGCUUUUCUAUUAAUAUUAUCAAUAAAUUACGGACACUUGAUAUUCGCUUUCAAGGAAGUCAGCGAACAUGAGAACUGUUCUCUUUGUACAAUUUCAUUCUUUCGCCGAAAACGUGCGCUUCCGGAGUACACGCGAUGGCGAUCGAAUCCCGAAACGACUCAAGAAUUUAUUGUAAAAGUCCUCGAAGAUGAUAUAACAACGCCUCGGGCGAAAGUGGUAGCUGUCAACAUUCGUCCUAAUUUGAAGGAUAAUGAAAAAAUUAUAAUCGGAGGAGCUACUCUCAUAUCCACAACAGCUCCUAUCACACCUCCGUUGUCUGAUGACUACACCCGGUUUGUGCCCCCCACAACUCUCCCUGUUACUAGAUAUGAUGACAUGAUUUUAGCUCCAGCGACAACAGCGGGUAAAAUUCCGCCGAUAAAACCGAAAAGCAAGGUGAUACGAGGUGAACAGCAAAUUGGGCCAAUUAUUAAAUUCAGCGGUGAACGCCAUUCCCUUCGAGACGAAAGCCCUCCGUCUGGUCCAAAAUUUAUUCCCAGACCAAAUGCGGAAUAUCUUUCUCAAUAUGCACCUAUCGCCCCUGUUGUUUUUACUCAGAAAACCUCGUCAUUAGAACCUCUAACUCCACGUACAGUUGGUAAUUUUAGGCUUUACAAAACCUCAAUUCGACCUACCCGAACACCUCCAGCUUUCGAUAUGAUAAAACCAAUAAGAACUCCUGAUUUUAGAAGUUUUUUGUCCUUUGACGAUGGAGCUAGAGGGCCUGUAAUUUAUUUCCCUACUCGUACCACACACUCGCCUGAGCCAGAGAGUGCGUCUACCAGUACAAGUCAUUUGAUUAAUGACAUUGACGAAGAUUUUAUAAAACCAACUAGUAUUAUGGAUUAUAGAAGAAAGGACGACGAAAAGAAAGCUAUGGAUAAAUUGUCUGGGAAAGAUGGAGACGACUCAUACAAUAUGUUAAUUUAUGAUGACGAUGGCGAGAUUACAACAAAACACGUUUAUCACAGUUUCACUGACACUGAUGACGACAAAACAGGAAUCAGCGAAAUCGAUUUUGAACACUUACAAACUAAAAUAUCUCUAAUUACUGAUAUUGAUUCAGAAGAAUAUGAAAAUAGCACGAAAGCUGAUAUAAGAGAUUACAAUGAAGAGGAAGAUAUAAAAAAAGGGACUGUAUUGGCGGUAGAUUAUGGCGGCAAUGCAAAUUAUAAAACUACCAAAGUUUUAAAAGAAACUGUUUCCAAUCAAACUCGUAAAUGCAAUCUUUUGAAACUUAGACCACUGUCGUUUAGUUCGCCACGUACCCUUCACGAGAUAACAUCGCAAUUGCGGCAGUGGGCUGAAGUUAGUCCCGUUGCCAAAUGGGUGGAUAUAACGGACGGAAAUUAUACAGUUAUGGAAAAUCCAAUUUAUAUGAUGAUCGUAGAUGAUCCUAGUAGUGGACAGAUAAUGUCAGCGAAACAGACUGUCAUGAUUGUUGCAGGCAUCCAAGGUAGAGAUCACCACGCCGUUGCAGCUGCUAUGUAUGUGCUAUAUCAACUUAUAGACCGUACGGAAGCACAUGCCGAUCUCCUAACCCGCUAUCGAUUUUGGAUAAUUCCUGUUUUCAAUCCAGAUGGUUACGACUAUUCUAUGACGUUUCCGCGACGUAGGGAAUGGUCAAAGAAUCUUCGUCAAACAUGGGACUCAUGUAAAGGUCGUGACUCCUGCCAAUCGUGUGAACUGUACGGCAUAAUGUGUACUAUUCAGCCUUGUCACGGUGUGAACCUUGAUAGAAAUUUUGAGUACCAAUGGAUUCCACCUGAAGAAUUGCGAUCGGAGCAUCCGUGUGGUGCACUGUACGCGGGUCCUCGGCAGCUUAGUGAAGCGGAAACCAGAGCGCUGACUCACUAUUUACACGAACAGAAAUCUCCUCUCUACACUUUCAUUGCGUUCAAGGAAGGCGACGUACUUAGACAACGAGCUUCCCGUGCAUCUGCAGCUGCCUACAGUAUCAGUGGCCGGCCGUAUGUAGCUGGCCAAACAUCUGAAUUUCUACCUUUAUACGCUGGUGGCAUCGAAGACUGGGUUGAUAGCCAUCUAGGUAUAGACAACACGUACACAGUUAUGAUGUUCCGUCCCACAGACUCGUACAACUCUAAGCUUUUAACAGAGCGAAUCGUUCACGAAGCUUAUGCAGCUGUAGACACUCUUCUCCUGCAAAGCGUCGAACCCUUAGGGCCACCACCAGUCACGCUGAGCAGAUCAAAUGCCUAUCCACUAGCACCAUCUCUUUUAGCACCGCCAAUCUGCUAUAUUGUACAGUGGACUAAAUAA
Molecule: messenger RNA, 2331 nt
Organism: Leptosia nina
Lineage: Eukaryota; Metazoa; Arthropoda; Insecta; Lepidoptera; Pieridae
Source: the annotation of a GenBank genome assembly